This is a messenger RNA of Oenanthe melanoleuca, 4722 nucleotides long. RefSeq names its product platelet derived growth factor subunit A (gene PDGFA). Lineage: Eukaryota; Metazoa; Chordata; Aves; Passeriformes; Muscicapidae. Gene Ontology annotation, biological process: positive regulation of MAP kinase activity; positive regulation of ERK1 and ERK2 cascade; positive regulation of cell population proliferation. The record is from RefSeq and is a predicted model, not a curated record. The coding region runs from base 880 to 1470 and encodes 196 amino acids. Gene Ontology annotation, molecular function: growth factor activity; platelet-derived growth factor receptor binding. The transcript has 6 exons. Gene Ontology annotation, cellular component: membrane.
GCCGGGGCCACGCUCCAGACCAGCCACCGCUCCGGAGCGAGCCCUGAGCCUCCCUCUGCCUGGAGUUGCAGUUCGUCUCCGAUCCCCUUGGGAUUUAAACCUUCUUGCAUAUAUAUAUAUAUAUAUUUUUCCCCUCCUUCCUCCUCCUCCUGUCUUUUUCUCCCGUGCAAAGUGGAGCAGGAACUGCACCAAGGCAGCCCGCGAGAUCCUGCAAUACUGCUCCGAUUUGUCCCUGCUAUUAUUCCUAAUUAAUUAUUAUUUUUGACCUCGCCCCGAGCCGGGGAGGGAAGCGGGACCAUUCUCGGCAAGAGAAACCUUUCGCUCCGUAUAUCAAUAAAGAUUUUUGAUUUUUCCCCUCUCCGAGGAGGGGCCGGGUGCAGGGCAGGCACGGCGGGGGGGGCCGGCCCUCGGCGGAGAGCGCAGCCCCGCGGUCCCGGCGCGGCGCGGAGCGGCGGCCGCGGCGGGGGGAGGCGGCCCCAGCGCCGCCCGCGCGAGGGGGGCAGCCGCCCCAGACAGGUGAUGGGCGUUUCGGCUGCGCUCCGGAUCGACUCCUUGGGUUUCACUUUGGUCUGAUCUAAGCAAAUAUGCAGAAGUACCGGCUGGUCUAGUCCUAAGAGCCAAGAGGAGCGAGCGAGAGCGGCAGAAGGGAGAGCAGCCACGCUCCCGUAGCGAGGGGAACGUACAAACAGCGGCCGCGCCGUCAUUGAGCCACCGCCGCCCCGGGCAGACCCGACCCACCCUGGAUGCGGAGGACCCCCGAGCCACCCCGCUGCCUUUCCCCUGAGGGAUGGUACUGAAUUCCUGCGCGGCAGGAGCCGGCCUGCAGCCCCUCUCCAUCAGCGUUGCCUUCCCUCCGUGUCUAAAGUGCACUAGACCGCGAUGAGGACCUGGGCUUGCGUUUUGCUGAUAGGUUUUGGGUACCUGUCCUUUACCUUCUCCGAGGAGGCCGAGAUCCCGCAGGAGCUCAUCGAGCGGCUGGCGCACAGCGAGAUCCACAGCAUCCGCGACUUGCAGCGCCUCCUGGAGAUUGACUCCGUAGGAUAUGAUGAUGUCUCAGAAACAAACUUGAGAUCUUACAGUGUUCACUCUGCUAAACAUGUGCAAGAGAACCGUCCUGUGCCCAUUCGCAGAAAAAGAAGCAUUGAGGAGGCCAUCCCAGCGGUGUGCAAGACACGGACGGUGAUCUACGAGAUCCCUCGGAGCCAGAUCGACCCCACCUCGGCCAAUUUCCUGAUAUGGCCGCCCUGCGUGGAGGUGAAGCGCUGCACCGGCUGCUGCAACACCAGCAGCGUCAAGUGCCAGCCCUCCCGGAUACACCACAGGAGUGUCAAGGUGGCAAAAGUGGAGUAUGUUAGAAAAAAGCCAAAAUUAAAAGAAGUUCUGGUGAGAUUAGAAGAGCAUAUGGAAUGCACCUGUACAUCAUCAAAUACUAAUUCAGAUUAUAGAGAAGAAGAAACUGAUGUAAGGUGAAAAUAAGCUAGAAAAAAAACUUCUCUCUGGGACAUGGAUGUACAUGGUUUGUUACAUUCCUGAACCUACUAUGUAUGGUGCUUAUUGACUGUAUACUUUAUUUGUUCUCCUGUGUGAAAAAACUGGCUCAAAAGAACACUUAAUGAGAACAAAGAGACAAUGUACAUUUGUUUAAUGUGACAUCAAAGCAAGUAUUGUAGCACUCUGUGAAACAAUAGGAAGCUUCCCUGUCCAAAAAAGAAAAAAAAAACCGAAAGAAAGAAAAACAGAAAAGAGAAAAAGACAGUUGAAUGAAUGGAGGAUACCAAAAGUACUCAAAAACAUGACAAAAAUCUAAGUGAAUAGUGGAUUUCUGUCAGAGCAGUCAACGGUGCUUUACGUCAAGAAAUGUGCCUGCGUUCUUGAUGAAGAUGGAUGGACACUGGUGGACUUCAGGCACAAACAAAGCAGGAAUGUAUGAAAUGAUCAAAUGCCACGCAAACACUAGAGAACAAUACAUCCUUGCUUGGUGGUGUUUUAAAAGUCUAUACAAAAAAACCUUCUGGGGAGCCUUAAGUGGAUUUUUUUUUUUUUUUUUUACACCAUAAAGUGAUUAUUAAGUUUUCUUUUUACUCUUUGCCUAGCUUUUUAUUAUCUCUUGGACUACAUUUGCCAAUAACACAUAUAAAAGACUGGUAUAACAAUAAGCAGAACACAAAACAUUAUGGUAUUUCUCCUAGUGGGAUGCAAACUAAUGAGAUGUAUUAAAAUAAAAAUGGUAUACCUAUGCAUAAUUUUCUAGACGUUUCUUGGUUUAUGUUCCCCAACCUCCCCCGUAAUUUAAAGCAUUACAUAAAAGAAAAAAAAAAAAAAAAAAAGAGAAAAAAAAGAGAGAUGUGCGUAAACAAAUCAUAGGAUAUCCAUGCAAAAAUCCUUUUUUUUUUCUUUAAGACUUAUGCCAGUUGCCUACUAGUGAUAUUGUGUUAGCAAUUGUCAUUCUUAUCAGUAUACAGAUACUUUUAUUUCACAUGUUGGAGCUGUGUGAAAUGUACAAAUUCUUGUAUCUGCAUUGUAUAAUGUCAUGGUGGCAUGGGAAUUACCUUGCUGCAAAUAUUUGAACAAAACCUAAAAUUCUUUAUUUUUGGUAAAAUGUUAUGCUUUAUGUGUAUUCAACAGAAAUAUGUGUUUUUGUAAAGGUGAAGUUUGUAUUUUUAUCUAAAAAUUAACAGUUUUAUAUACCUGAGAAAGCCUGCUAUGUUUUCUUGAACCAAAAAAAAAAAAAAAAAGAAAAAAAGAAAAAAAAAAAGCAUUUUGUGGUCAUAUUUUUGUAGUAGAAUAGCCCAAAUAACAUCAAAAUCUAUUUUAACUAUAGCAGGGCAGAUAAAAUACUCUGGCACCAGCUCCAGUAUUUUCAAAGUGCCAAAGGAUUAAAUGUUCAGUUCCCCACAGAUUGCAGUGGGAGCCACAUGGAUAAAUCCUUCUGUACUGCUUUGGAAAUUUAGGGCUGUGCCAGAUAUGACAUGGCUACUCACUUGGCCAAAAUCACUGCCCCACCCCAGUAGUUUGGAUUAUGUACCCUUUGUUUUAUUUGGAUUAUUACAUUGGAUAUGUAAAAUGAACUACUGGAUUCUUUUAUUUGUGAGACAUCUACAAAGAGAUGAAAGAGUUUUCUUAGUUUGGAACAACAAAAAAAGUUUGUCUUGAAGACAGUGUUUCCACUCAAAUAAAAAUAUCUUCAGAUGUGAAUGAACUGCAGAACCUUAAAACAACAAGAGAGCAAGAUUUUUAACCUUUCCAUUUCUCUAAAUAUAGUUCAAACAUUCCCCUCCUGUUCCUGUAGCUAUGUCCAAAUUCAACCAAACAAAGCAAUGUUAGCUAACAGGCAUUAUUGGCUUCAGAUGCUAAUGCAGAGAUAGAGUUAGUCACCAUUCUAUUUUGUGAUCAUUUUCCCAGUGUAUUUGUUGAGCACCAAAACUGGAAAUACAUUUAACUAAGAUUGUCUGUGCUUGUUUUCCACUAAGUGUACUGUUCACAAUGUUAUGCACAUGAAUGUAUGUGUCUGCGUUUAAAAAAGUGUAUAAAAUGUAAUUUAUAUAUUUAUGUUUCAGUGGGAUGCCAAUAAUGUUGCUCCGUUCUUCUUUUUCUUUUUCUUUUUUUUCUUUUUUUUUUUUUUUUUUUUUUUUUUUUUUGUCUAAAGGAUAUCUAAUGAAAGAAAAAAACCAAACAUAUAUCCAUUAAAAUCAUGUAGAUGAAAAGCAUUGUGACCCACUCAGACACUGUGCAGGUGUGAAAGGAUGUCAAAGUCACUUAAGUGGAAUAGUUUGCAAAACAACUCUUGGAAAGAGUCCUGUGGUUGGACUGGCAUGAGAAGGUUGUGUUUGGGUUUGUGGGCCAGCUCCUUGGGAGUGACUCCCCUGGGUGUCCUGGAGCUCUGAUUUACAUCUCGAGGCAGCCUGGCCUUGUAGCAAAGUCUUGAAACAAAGCAAACGGAGAGGUUUUGUUGAUGCCAGCAAAUAAAAGUGUUAUGCCAAAUUCAGCACACCAGGAGAGAGUGAAGACUGAAUGGGGACUUUUCCAAUAGCUGCUUGUUUGAGACUUGUAGUCUUGAGUUAAUUUUGUUACGAGGAAUGAAACGCACACGAGUCUUUGUUGUCAAGCACAGUGUUCAUACAGCAUGCGGCAGAAAACACAAAAAUCUCAGGGCUAUGUUCUCAGCUACUAUAAAUUGGCAAAUGUUUCUGACUUCAGAUGCCCCCCAGCUAAUUUACAUCAGAUGAGGAUGCAGCCCAUGGCUGUUAAAUUGCAAGGAGUAGUGUCACAACAGGAGCAUCACUUCCUGCAGUCCAGCUGAGCUCUCACCCGCCAGGUUGUGGGAUUAGCCCUCCUUCAAAGCGGCAGAUACAACCAGAAGGAACAGUGACACUAAAGGUUGUGACACGGGAGUCACAAUUAAUUCAAAGUUAAGUUGGACAUUUCAAGGGCCAUAUCCUCAGCUGGUGUAAAUCACCACCACUCCUGCAAUGGAGCUGGACCAGCUUACACCACUUGAGGGGCUGGUCCCUCAUUCUUGCUCAUCCCUUCCACUCCUCGGUCCCGCAGGGAUCUCAGAUUGUCGUGUACGGUCAAUGUAAUCCUGUGUUCUCUAAUUAAUACUUAAGCACAAUAAGUGAAUAUAAGAAUGAGUGUCAGACUUAACUUUGAAUGUCCAAGCUCUGAAAUGGUUUGUUUCACCAUUGUGGCUGUAAAUUAAACAGUUCUCUGUGCAUUCGUGAA